UAUAUAUAUAUAUACACACAUAUUUUUUAAGUAAGUUACAAUUAGAAAAGUUGGAACCAACCACUCUCACUCAUUUCUCUUCUUUUCACUUCUCUUCUCCUCUUUCACUCCCAAAUCUCAGAUCUUUCCAUAUAAAUUUCAAUUUCAAUUUCAAAAAUUUAAUCAAUUCUAAUUUUUCUCUCUAUUUUUUUUUUCUUUCUACAUAAAUAUCACCACAAAUUCACACAAAUUUUUUUCAACAAGCCCACAAAUUUCUUUUCACAAAUUUACAAUCUUUCACACUUUUCAUAAUCUGGGUCAGUUUCAUUUUUUCCAAAAUUGAAAGAGAGGGUUCAGAAAGAGGGAAAUGUGGGAUGUUUUCUUGGUUAGCAAGGAUAGUUUCAGCGUGCUUGAGACCAGUUCGACGCUAUGCACGUAUGAACAAAGACAAUGAAAAUGAUUCUGAUGAGUCAUCAACAUCUGAAGAUGCUCUUGUUUGGUGUAAAGACCUUGAGAAACACUCUUGUGGUGAAUUCUCCUUUGCUAUUGUUCAAGCUAAUGAAGUAAUUGAGGAUCAUAGUCAAGUUGAAACUGGUUCUGAUGCUGUUUUUGUUGGUGUUUAUGAUGGUCAUGGUGGUCCUGAAGCUUCUAAGUUUGUUAAUGAUCAUCUCUUUCAUCAUCUCAUAAGGAUUGGUAAAGAAAACGGUUCUAUCUCCGAAGAUAUUAUAAGGAAUGCUGUUUCUGCUACGGAGGAUGGAUUUAUGACUCUUGUUCGAAGGAGCUUUGGAAUAAAGCCACUGAUAGCAGCAAUGGGUUCAUGUUGUCUCGUCGGUGUUAUCUGGAAAGGGACACUUCAUAUCGCUAAUCUUGGAGAUUCUCGUGCUGUGAUCGGUUCAACUGGUCGAUCUAACAAGAUCGUUGCUGAACAAUUGACCAAAGAGCAUAAUGCCUGCAAAGAGGAGAUCAGAAGAGAACUCAAGUCUUUGCAUCCAGAAGAUUCACAAAUUGUUGUUAUGAAACAUGGAACAUGGCGUAUUAAAGGCAUCAUUCAGGUAUCAAAAUCUAUAGGAGAUGCAUAUUUGAAGCGUCCGGAGUUCUCAUUUGAUCCUUCAUUCCCGCGGUUCCACUUGCCUGAUCCUAUCAGCCGACCGGUGUUAUCAGCAGAACCAUCUAUGUGUUCAAGAGUUUUACAACCUAACGAUAAAUUUGUCAUAUUUGCAUCUGACGGCCUUUGGGAACACAUGACAAAUCAGGAAGCUGCUGAGAUCGUUCAUAACAACCCUAGAACUGGGAGUGCAAGAAGGCUUCUUCAGGCUGCUUUGACUGAGGCAGCACGGAAAAGGGAAAUGAGAUAUAAAGAUUUGCAGAAGGUUGAAAAGGGAAUUCGGCGUUUUUUCCAUGAUGAUAUCACAGUGGUCGUUAUCUUCAUCGACCAUGAGAUGCAAAAGAAGAAUGUUAAUGUUCCUGAGUUAUCCAUCAAAGGGUUUAUCGACACAGUUGGACCAUCAAAAUUUAGAAGUUUCCAAGAACCUCAAUGAACGAGUUUAAGGUUUAUUUCUAGAAGGAAGCUAAGAAAAUUCAAUACUUUUUUUUAGACAUUUUUGCAGCAUCUAAUUGUUGUUUCUUUUGCACAUUUUUCUUCUUACCCUUUUGAGGUUUUUCAUUGCUUCACUUUUUAACUAUACCUUGUUAAUUGGAUAUACUUUUGCUGGUGAUAAAUGAGGGAAACCAUGUUUUUCUCUUUGCUUGAGAGAUUUUUUAUGGUGUUAUACCUUGUAUGCUUGAAUAAUAUUUGAUCAUUUUUAGCA
This is a messenger RNA of Medicago truncatula (barrel medic), 1787 nucleotides long. RefSeq names its product probable protein phosphatase 2C 25. Lineage: Eukaryota; Viridiplantae; Streptophyta; Magnoliopsida; Fabales; Fabaceae. The record is from RefSeq and is a predicted model, not a curated record. Gene Ontology annotation, biological process: protein dephosphorylation. The coding region runs from base 354 to 1517 and encodes 387 amino acids. Gene Ontology annotation, molecular function: protein serine/threonine phosphatase activity; cation binding. The transcript has 4 exons.